Messenger RNA from Nymphaea colorata (pocket water lily), 2965 nucleotides. RefSeq names its product 6-phosphofructo-2-kinase/fructose-2,6-bisphosphatase. Gene Ontology annotation, molecular function: ATP binding; fructose-2,6-bisphosphate 2-phosphatase activity; starch binding. Lineage: Eukaryota; Viridiplantae; Streptophyta; Magnoliopsida; Nymphaeales; Nymphaeaceae. The coding region runs from base 529 to 2769 and encodes 746 amino acids. Gene Ontology annotation, biological process: fructose 2,6-bisphosphate metabolic process; fructose metabolic process. The transcript has 24 exons. The record is from RefSeq and is a predicted model, not a curated record. Gene Ontology annotation, cellular component: cytosol.
CCCUUUUGCUCGACCCUUGAAUGAUCAUAUCUUCGUUCGCUAGUGAUUGAACUCUGGAUCAUCACGUCCAUCCAAUACGCCCGGCGAUCUGCGAUGACCUGUUCCAGGCGAUCUCCAAAGCAUCUCUCGAGGCCUCCAAGCGGCGCGUGCCAGUACGUUCACCGAAAGCCCUGGACACGAGUCGGGUAACGCUCUUCCUCCCCUUUUCAACCACCUGAGUAGGCCGAAGAAAGCAGCGCCAGGGGCUUCCCUUUCAUCAUCCUCACCUCACCUAAAAGCAGAGACGUUAGACGGUCCUCCUUAUUCCUAUAAAGACGGCCGCAAAUCUCCUUAAGAAGAAGAAAAAAAGAGAAUAUCAUUUCGUUGGUAGUCUCCAAACUCGAUAAUAACACUGACGAUGCAAUGAAAAGAGGCCGGCGAACAAGAUAGAGUGACAUUCCUCCUUAUUCUCUUAUCGCGCAAGAGAGCUCACUCGUAUUUCUCUUCUUUCUUUGGCCUUGCUUUUUCAUCAGUAUCCCCAAGCAACCGAUGGGGGCUAGUACUUCCAGGAAUUCGGAAAGCGGGCAUGGCGGUGGGGAGGGCCUGGACCAGGUCGGUGGGCAACUGUAUGUGUCUCUUAAGAUGGAGAAUUACAAGCUCAAUGGGGAACUCACGCCUCAUGUCUACGGCUCGGUUCCUCUUGUUGGUUCUUGGGAUUCUUCUAAAGCGCUUCCCAUGGAACGCGAAUCGACGUCGAUCUGGGAAUUGAGUUUUGUGGUUCCUCCAAAUCACGAGACACUAGAUUUCAAGUUCCUGCUGAAACCAAAAUAUCAGGCGACUCCCUGCAUUGUUGAGGAGGGUCCCAACCGGCUGCUUACGAGAGGAGCUCUACAAGGAGACAGGAGAUUGGCGUUGUUCAGAAUUAGUAAUGAUGAGGUGUUAGAGUAUCGGGUAUUGAUUAAGGCAGAUCGCGUUUCUCCCUUUGAUCUAGCUGCUAGUUGGAGGGCAUAUUUGGAGAACCUCCAACCUUCAACUGUUCGUGGAAUACCGGAUGUUAGUAUUAAUUCUGCUCCAGAUACAAGCAUCGAGAAUGGUUCUGCAGUUACUUUGGAACUCGAUUUAGAACACUAUGUCAUUCCAGCUCCAGCAAGUGCAGCCUCCACCAUGACUUAUGCAGCAAACAUGGCAGAGACUCCAAGGUCAUUGGGCCCCUCCAGAAAUUCUUCCAGCGCUGACACCACCACUACAUAUUCAAAUGGGACAAAUGAGAAUAGCCAGUCUCUGUGUUUGAAGGACAUGGAGGCCACCAUUUCAGACAAUCCGAUAGUUGCUGCUGCCCCUGGCAUGGUUGAUAAGUCAGUAGGAGCAGUUUCACCUCUUCGAAAACAAGAUGGGCAAAGGGGAUUCCUUGUGGAUAGGGGUGUUGGUUCCCCCAGGCAUGCUAGAUCAUCCAGUGCAACUAUCAUCAUGAGCGGAGAUCUUAAAUUGGAUUCACAAGUCAAGACUAUGCCGGCAGCUGCAGGAGCUGUUGCAGCAGCAGCUAUAGCUGAUCAGAUGCUUGGACCAAAAGAGGACCGUAAAUUGGCUAUUGUUCUGGUUGGGUUACCAGCACGUGGAAAGACCUUUACAGCAGCGAAGCUUACUAGGUACCUUCGUUGGUUAGGUCAUGAAACCAAGCAUUUCAAUGUUGGCAAGUACCGGCGUCUCAAGCAUGGAGCAAAUCAAUCGGCUGAUUUUUUUCGAGGAGACAACCCCGAAGGGAUAGAGGCCCGGAAUGAGGUGGCAGCACUAGCCAUGGAGGAUAUGUUAUUAUGGAUGCAAGAAGGUGGUCAGGUUGGCAUAUUUGAUGCAACAAACAGUACAAGAGGGAGAAGGAAUAUGCUGAUGAAAAUGGCUGAAGGAAAAUCCAAGAUCAUAUUUUUGGAGACAAUUUGUAAUGAUCAAAAAAUAAUUGAAAGAAACAUACGCCUUAAAAUUCAACAGAGUCCUGACUAUGCUGAUGAGCCAGAUUUUGAAGCUGGAUUGAAGGACUUUAAAGAACGUUUAGCCAAUUAUGAGAGGGUGUAUGAACCUGUAGAAGAGGGUUCAUAUAUCAAAAUGAUUGACAUGGUCAGUGGUCAAGGUGGACAAAUACAAGUGAACAAUAUCAGCGGUUAUCUUCCUGGCCGAAUUGUCUUUUUUUUGGUAAAUACCCACCUCACUCCACGUCCAAUUCUUCUUACUCGACACGGUGAAAGUGUUGACAAUGUCAGAGGACGAAUUGGGGGUGACUCUGUCCUAAGUGAAGCUGGAGAACUUUAUGCAAAGAAACUUGCUAAUUUUGUGGAGAAGCGGUUGAAAUCUGAGAGAACUGCUUCAAUAUGGACUAGCACUCUUCAAAGAACAAUCCUUAGUGCAAAUUCUAUUGUUGGUUUCCCCAAGAUACAAUGGCGUGCACUGGAUGAGAUCAACGCAGGUGUAUGUGACGGAAUGACUUAUGAAGAAAUUAAGAAAAACAUGCCGGAAGAAUAUGAAGCUCGCAAAAAGGACAAACUCAGGUACCGAUAUCCUCGAGGGGAAUCUUAUCUUGACGUCAUUCAAAGGUUAGAGCCUGUAAUUAUUGAGCUAGAGCGUCAACGAGCUCCAGUGGUGGUGAUCUCACAUCAGGCUGUGUUGAGGGCAUUAUAUGCCUAUUUUGCAGAUAAGCCGCUGAAAGAGAUUCCUCACAUUGAGGUCCCACUGCACACUAUUGUUGAGAUUCAGAUGGGAGUCAUUGGUGUUCAAGAGAAGCGUUACAAACUCAUGGAUUGAAUACGAGAUUCUGGUUGAUUCUUCAUUCAUUACCAAAAUGUAAAUAUGGAAGAAGGAAAUGUUGGUACAAGAAAUAUUUGUGCGCCAAAAGUGCCUCAUAUUAUUCUUGUCAUUUUUUUUUCCCUUCAGGGGAACUUGUAUCUCUUCCUCCUAACCAUGCUAAUAUAUUCCCAGUUGACAUUAUCCUUUUCUUUGA